Molecule: messenger RNA, 4346 nt
Organism: Nothobranchius furzeri (turquoise killifish)
Lineage: Eukaryota; Metazoa; Chordata; Actinopteri; Cyprinodontiformes; Nothobranchiidae
Gene: ebf3b
Product: EBF transcription factor 3b
Biological process (GO): regulation of transcription by RNA polymerase II
Molecular function (GO): RNA polymerase II cis-regulatory region sequence-specific DNA binding; DNA-binding transcription factor activity, RNA polymerase II-specific
Source: RefSeq, a predicted model, not a curated record
CAUCCAUCCUGCACGACGCGAAAGGGCCCCUUAUCCACCUCUCCUGUGUACGAGGAACACCUCCACUGGUGAUCAGCCUCUGCCUGUGUUUGUCUUGUGGAGAAGCAGCAGCACCUUUUGCAGGAGUGGGGUUUUUUUAUUCAACAAGAAGUCCUGAAGGUUUUGGAUGCGGUGCUUCAGGGAUGUGGGCACUUUGAGAGCAGCAUCACCCACAAACACAAACAACUGCCAUCGAUUUUUCUGUGAAUAGCGUCAAAAAAGAAAAAGAGAAAAGAAAAGAAGAGAAGAGAGAGAAAAAGAGGAACAAUAGCAACAUACGAAAAAAAACUUGUCUAUUGAACAAUUCAUUUUUCUAGUCUGUGGAUACCGCUCUAACUAAGUACAGCACUUUGAGAAUUGUUCACAUCGGACGGACUGAAGAGGGAGGCAAGACCUGUGGACCGGGUUUUCCCUCGCAAGUCUGACUCGGCUCUCAUCCCGGCGAAAAUAAAACCCUGAAGGAUAACUCGCUUGGACGUUUAUUUCCCUAAUUUCGCAGGAGGCUCUCUCUGUUGUUGCUUUUUUAUCUUCUUCUCCACGCAAAUUGUCCUAAAUGUUUGGGAUUCAGGAAACUAUACCGCGGGGUGGGACGACGAUGAAGGAGGAACCGCUGGGUGGACUGAACUCUGUCCGCUCCUGGAUGCACACAGCUGGGGUGGUGGAUGCAAACACAGCCGCCCAAAGCGGUGUCGGCUUGGCACGGGCACAUUAUGAAAAGCAGCCCCCUUCCAACCUCAGAAAAUCCAAUUUUUUCCAUUUCGUCCUGGCGCUGUAUGACAGGCAGGGUCAGCCGGUGGAGAUCGAAAGGACAGCUUUUGUGGACUUUGUGGAGAAAGAAAAAGAACCAACCAGUGAAAAAACAAACAAUGGAAUACAUUACAAACUACAGUUAUUGUACAGCAACGGCGUCAGAACAGAACAGGAUCUUUACAUUCGGUUAAUCGAUUCCAUGACGAAGCAGGCCAUAGUUUACGAGGGUCAGGACAAGAAUCCAGAAAUGUGCAGAGUUCUCCUCACUCACGAAAUCAUGUGCAGCCGAUGCUGUGACAAGAAAAGCUGUGGAAACAGGAACGAGACUCCGUCAGACCCGGUGAUCAUUGACAGAUUCUUCCUAAAGUUCUUCCUCAAGUGCAAUCAGAACUGUCUGAAGAAUGCAGGGAAUCCACGAGACAUGCGCAGAUUCCAGGUUGUCGUAUCGACGACCGUCAAUGUGGACGGCCACGUGUUGGCCGUCUCUGACAACAUGUUUGUACACAACAAUUCCAAGCAUGGGCGAAGGGCUCGCAGACUCGACCCUUCAGAAGGUACGCCUCCUUAUCUGGAGAAUGCAGCCACCCCAUGCAUCAAGGCUAUCAGCCCCAGCGAGGGAUGGACCACUGGAGGAGCCACUGUCAUCAUCAUCGGGGACAACUUUUUUGAUGGCCUACAAGUCGUGUUCGGCACCAUGCUUGUAUGGAGUGAGCUGAUAACUCCCCACGCCAUCCGUGUUCAGACUCCGCCUCGGCAUAUCCCCGGUGUCGUGGAAGUCACGCUGUCCUACAAGUCCAAGCAGUUCUGCAAAGGUGCCCCUGGGAGAUUUGUCUACACUGCCCUGAAUGAGCCCACUAUCGACUACGGUUUCCAGAGACUGCAGAAGGUCAUCCCCCGACACCCUGGUGAUCCAGAGAGGUUACCAAAGGAGGUGUUACUGAAGAGGGCGGCUGAUCUCGUUGAAGCUCUUUAUGGGAUGCCCCACAACAAUCAGGAGAUCAUUCUGAAGAGGGCAGCUGACAUUGCAGAGGCUCUGUACAGCGUUCCCCGCAACCACAACCAGAUCCCCUCCCUCGCCAACACAGCCUCCCACGGCAUGAUGGGAGUCAACUCCUUCAGCAGCCAGCUAGCGGUCAAUGUGUCCGAGUCACAAGGGAACGACCAAGUGGGCUACAGUCGGAACACCAGCAGCGUGUCCCCUCGGGGCUACAUCUCCAGCAGCACCCCGCAGCAGUCGAGCUACAACACCGUCAGCAACAGCAUGAAUGGCUACGGCAAUGCCGGUAUGAACCUGGGAGUGCCAAGCUCCCCUGGGUUCCUCAAUGGAUCCUCUGCCAACUCCCCAUAUGGAAUUAAACAAAAGAGCGCCUUCGCCCCUGUGGUCCGACCCCAGGCUUCCCCACCCCCCUCCUGCACCAGCGCCAACGGCAACGGACUGCAAGGUGAGCCCCCCUCACCCCCUCAUCCCUUCCCUACGGACUACUGGUCAGAUACCGCUGCUCAGGCCUCUGUCCGGUUUGCCAUGUCCGGCUUGGUUGUCCCUCCAAUGUAAAUGCACUUUUGUCAUCUCAAGCACCAGUUGACACACUACCACUUCACAGGACACGCCCCCUCGCCCCCAAGCACACUGCAAAAUGUUGGUGCAUUGUAUAGUCGACCGCUCGUCCGGAAGAAAAACGAGAUUUUUCUUUUUAAUGACUUUCACAACCUACAGAAAAAUGGAUUUCAAGAGGAACAAUAUUUUUUUUUUCUGUGGGAUUUAAUUUUUUUCUGUACUUUUCCCCCACCUUUUAUCCCCCUUAAGGAGGACAAAGGACAAUGAAGGGUUUAUUUUGUAUACCUGUUGAGCUGUGCUUCGGCCUCGGACCACAGUCAAAACUGGAAAGGACUCUGUGGACUCACCAUCUGGUUGUAAAGUUAAGACACUGAUGUACAGUACAUUUGCCAACAAAGUCAUUUGCCUCAGAUUCUUCCUUUCUCUUUGGGUUUCAGCUCUCUUUUAAUAGAUUCACAGCAGCUGUGUGUCUUCAUAAUGUGACUUUUUUGUAUUUUUACGUGUGACAAAAUAACACCAGGGGCCAAGACAGUUCGAACUGGAAAAUAAUAUGAAAUAUAUCAUUUAGAAAAUGGAUAAAAUAAAAAAAAAAGUACAAACAAAUACAAGUAAAAAGUGGGGAGGGGCUGGGCGGGCAAUGUUGUACCAUGUUUCAUUCCUGCAUUUUAACUUAAAUUUUGUAAUUUAUUGUAGCUAGAAAUCAUCUUAAAAAGUAAAAAAAUAAAAAAAUAGAAACUUCUUUGACUCAACAAGCACACUGAUGUGUACAAAACACUGCUCUGUUGAUGAAUAUGAUGUACUUCCACGUCUAGAGCUUCCUUUUAAGCAAGUGUGUUUUGCCAUGUUUUUUCAACUUUUUUGCUAGCACUGUAUAUUAAUGCAUUCCUAGGCUACUGUGAAGUCUGUUUCUUGUUGAUGAGGAGCAGUCUCCUUUUGGCUCCAACUCCCUUAUGUGUUUUAUAUGUGGUUAAAAAAAUUGUAGACUAUUGUGAUAUUGCCAAACUUGUGCUAAAUAUUUAUACAUCUGUCUUUUUCAUGUUCUUUUAGAUCAACAAAAAACAUAAAAAAAAUUAAAAUCCAUUGAGAAUGUAGAAAAGUAGUUCAUUGUCACAUUUUUGUUCAAAUACACACUUGCGCUCACUGAAGGAAAUUUUGUAACAUAUCAACUAUAAAUAAUGUAUUUAUCUCUGAAAUUUUGUAUAUUGCUUUUCAUUAUGUAUGUAUUAAUCGUCAUGCCCUUAAUAUAGUGAUGCAGCACAGAUAAUUCAGCCAAGAACUGUUGCCUUCAUUUGUUUUCUUUUUGUAUUUGAUGAAAUGCAAUGUGCAUAUAUUUCAUGUGUAUCCUCAAAAUUUGUGUUACACCGUCAAGACUCUCUGUCCAUUUUUUUAAAAGGGAAGUCAAACUUCAUUGUUUAUUUUUAUAUUGAUUUUAAAUUAUCUAUACAGACCAUUUUGGAGAAAACUUUGUUGGUUGUAUUGUCAAAUAAAUUGUUUGUGACCCAUAUGAUAGUUGUUAAGAUCCAAUAGAGACUAAUGUGCAUGAGGGACAAACUUGGAGAUAAAAAAGGAAGAAAAGAGAAAAAAAAAAACCCAAACAAAACACUUCAUUUGUGGUUGUAUUUUUUCUGUUUUGUAGAAUGUAUAGAAGCCAUUUUCAAUCACCACUUACAACUCUGCCACAUAGCUUAAUGUGUUUACAGGGAAGAAAGUUUAAAAAUGUCAACAUUUGGAAUGGAAACAGAAAUGAAUAAAUGAUGUUUUAUUAAAAUUUUCAGUAAAAAAAAAAUACACACGACAGCUCCUCAACUGUGGACUUUCUUCAGUUCUAAGCACAGUUUGAAUGGCAGACAAACUGACAAUCAGAAACAAGAAGAGAGACAGUAGACACGUCUGGCGACGAACCUGUGAUUCAUCUGUAAGAUGUAGUGUUUAGACAUUGCUAUGGAGAUAAUUGUUUGAAACCUGUGGAAAAGUGUAACAUCCAUAAAAAAGAUGAAAACUG